AUGAGUGGUGAUAUUGCGGAAGAGUUUGAAGCGUUCGCCCCGAUGGAGGAUAUCCCUACGGCGAAUGCUUUCAACAACACUAAAGAAGAAGACAAAGACAAAGAGGAGAAAAGCAACAUGGGAAGCCGAAAAUCAUCCGCACUGGACGAGCUCAACCAAGACGGGUAUUUCGGCCACGCGGACGGGAACUGGAUCGAAGACGACGCCGCGCCGUUGGUUUUAAUGCAAAAGAGUUCAGGCAUGGAUUCUCCAACCUUGAAAGAGGAUUUGAGAGAACUGUGGAGGUUUUACGGGAGGAAAAUCGUGGUGUCGAUGCUCGCGGUUGGGAUUUUGAUCGCGUCAAUCGCGAUUAUUUCGAUGCAAACGACGACGAGGACGUCGUCACCGAAUGGAGAUACGCAUAAAAAAUCGCCGUGGGCCGGGUUCGAUAUCUCGCCGGCGGAGUUGCGAUGGUAUUGGGGGUAUGCGUGGGAACGGAUUCCGAGCGAGUGCGCGAUGCCGGAAGCGCCGUACGAAACGGACGAUAUCGCUUUUUCAGACGAGGAUGGGAAUGAAAUCGACGGUAUUUUGGGGAAGAGAGAAGGGAAUCGAGUGAAUGGGAUGGUGAACGGGAUAUCAUCGGACGAAGAGGCGAUGUUCGCGGGGACGGGGAGAUCGAGACGAAGGGCGUUGGAUAUGGUGUUUUCGAACGCGAAAAGAUGUCCGUUGGAAACGAUUCAGUGUGGUUUUAGCGGGGCAGUGAGCGUUAAACCGCAAUCGUUCGGAACGUGUGCGAUUGUCGGACCGGCUAUUUAUAAAGGGAUGAACAUGGGACCAAAGAUUGAUCAACACGACACGGUGAUUCGACUAGCGAGUAUGCCGAACGAAAAGUUUAAGAACGAUUUAGGCGCGAAGACGAGCGUGAUUUACGCGACUGGGGAGCAAACGAACGCGGACGAUAGUUACACGCCGUUUGGACCGGUGAAUUCGAAAACAGCGGUCAGAGAUGGGUGGGUUCCGGAUAAAUUUUGGAUCGUCGAGGACGAGAAGCACCAAGAGGGCGAGUUGGACGGCGUCAACGCGCACGACGGGAAACCGGUGUUGUGGGUGAACAGACCAUUUCCAUCCGCGACGAAACGGAACUACGAUUCCGAUUUACAAACCUUCGAUUUUCGGUUUUUCGUGAACCGCGUAUUAGCCGCCGCGCACGAAAAAGAAGACAUGGGCGAUGCCUGGUUCACGUUAGGCGCCGACGACGACAUUCCGGACACGUACAAAACCCAAGACCACUACGCGUUACUCUUCAACGUCAUGUUCUCCGGUUUGUGCGAAAGUAUUCACGCGUAUGGGUUUGGAUACCGACCUUUGAACUCCGAGGACGAAACGCUCGCGGUAUCUCAGGCGUAUUACGACGAUAACCCCGCCACGAAAGCGCACUUCGCGUUGUUAUCCGAUAGCUGGAACACUUCGAAACGAGACGCUUUGUUAGCGAAAGCGUUGAUGACGAAUAAUACCAUUUGUUCCUACGGCGCGAGUUAA
Messenger RNA from Bathycoccus prasinos, 1518 nucleotides. RefSeq lists its product with no specific name. NCBI's taxonomy places the organism in Eukaryota, Viridiplantae, Chlorophyta, Mamiellophyceae, Mamiellales, Bathycoccaceae. The record is from RefSeq and is a predicted model, not a curated record. Gene Ontology annotation, molecular function: sialyltransferase activity. The transcript has a single exon. Bases 1 to 1518 code for a protein of 505 amino acids.